This is a messenger RNA of Pelobates fuscus (common spadefoot toad), 709 nucleotides long. RefSeq names its product NADH:ubiquinone oxidoreductase subunit B8 (gene NDUFB8). Lineage: Eukaryota; Metazoa; Chordata; Amphibia; Anura; Pelobatidae. The transcript has 5 exons. Gene Ontology annotation, cellular component: mitochondrion. The record is from RefSeq and is a predicted model, not a curated record. Gene Ontology annotation, biological process: mitochondrial electron transport, NADH to ubiquinone. The coding region runs from base 48 to 635 and encodes 195 amino acids.
CUGUAGUUGAAGGCGCCUGCGUGUUGGGGACGGUGGAGCGGGCAAAGAUGGCGGCUCUCGGUGCCCGCUUAGUGACAGCCGUGACCCGCAGGUCCCUGUUGGGGGCUGGUAACAAGGCUGGGGCCAGCUCCGUGUUGUGUAAUGUCGUUUUAAGAUAUGCAUCUGGAGUUUCUAAGAGUGGCUUGCCAGGGUCAUACCCUAAAACAUCAGAGGAGAGAGCAGCUGCAGCCAAGAAAUACAACAUGAGAGUUGAGGACUAUGAACCUUAUCCAGACGAUGGCAUGGGGUUUGGUGAUUAUCCCAAGCUUCCAGAUAAAUCUCAGCAAGAAAGAGACCCUUGGUAUCAGUGGGACCAUCCUGAUCUCAGGAGAAAUUGGGGAGAGCCCAUGCAUUGGGACUUUGACAUGUUCAUCAGAAAUCGUGUGGAUACAUCCCCCACGGCAGUGUCCUGGAACACAAUGUGUAAACAUCUAUUUGGGUUUAUAGGAUUCAUGCUAUUCAUGUUCUGGGUUGGAGAGAAGUUUUCCUUCUAUCCCCCUGUGGCUCCUAAACAGUAUCCAUACAAUAACCUGUACUUGGAGAGAGGAGGUGAUCCAUCUAAAGAGCCCGAAGAAGUAAAAAAUUACGAGAUUUAAUGGUUUCAAUGGGUGUUGUCUGUGUUGGGCACUGUACAGAUUGUUCUUUAUUCAAUAAAGAGGACCUUAUCGAA